This is a messenger RNA of Prosopis cineraria, 1947 nucleotides long. Its product is annotated as bifunctional 3-dehydroquinate dehydratase/shikimate dehydrogenase, chloroplastic-like. Gene Ontology annotation, biological process: shikimate metabolic process; chorismate biosynthetic process. The transcript has 11 exons. Lineage: Eukaryota; Viridiplantae; Streptophyta; Magnoliopsida; Fabales; Fabaceae. Bases 134 to 1729 code for a protein of 531 amino acids. The record is from RefSeq and is a predicted model, not a curated record. Gene Ontology annotation, molecular function: shikimate 3-dehydrogenase (NADP+) activity; NADP binding; 3-dehydroquinate dehydratase activity.
UAAUGCCAUUUCAUAUUCUGUAGUCUGUACAUAUAUCUAUGUACUCCUCCUUAGCCACAACCUUCUCAAACUUGCAUCGUCCCAAUUCCACUCAUACUACUACGCACAAACACUCUCAACUCCUCGUUUCAACAUGGGAAGCCUCUCGUUGGAGACGUCAAAUUUACAAAGUAGAAGUGGUGGAGUUGUGAGCAACCCCACACUUCUAUGCACUCCACUUGUGGGAACCACAGUAGAUCAAAUGCUUGUUGAUAUGCACAGGGCCAAGGAGAUUGGCUCUGAUAUUGUUGAGAUUCGCCUUGAUUGCUUGAGAAGCAUCAAUCCAGCAUCAGAUCUUCAAACCCUCAUUAAGCAAAGUCCUUUGCCCACUCUUGUCACUUACAGACCUAUUUGGGAAGGUGGUCAAUAUGAAGGAGAUGAAACCAAGAGACAGAAUGCUCUUCGUCUAGCCAUGGAAUUUGGAGCUGAUUAUAUUGAUGUUGAACUUCAGGUUGCUCAUGACUUCAUCAGUUCUAUACAUGGAAAGAGGCCAGACAAUUUCAAGGUGAUAGUUUCUUCACACAACUUCCAUAACACUCCAUCAUCUGAGACCAUUGGGAAUCUGAUAGCAAGCAUUCAAGCUACUGGAGCUGACAUUGCCAAGAUUGUGACCACUGCAUUGGACAUUACAGAUUGUACUCGAAUUUUUCAGAUAACUGUACAUUCUCAUAUCCCAAUAAUAGGAAUAGUUAUGGGGGAAAGGGGAUUGAUUUCACGGCUACUCAGCCCCAAGUUCGGUGGCUAUCUCACCUACGCCGCACUUGAGGCCGGCGCAAUCUCAGCUCCUGGGCAACCAACGGCCAAAGACUUGUUGGAUCUGUACAAUUUUAGGCUUAUAAGACCAGACACUAAAGUGUAUGGAAUUAUAGGAAAGCCAGUAGGUCACAGCAAGAGUCCUCUUUUGUUCAAUGCAGCAUUCAAGUCUGUCGGCCUUAAUGCAGUUUAUAUGCAUUUUUUGGUAGAUGAUGUGGAGAAAUUUUUCAAUACCUACUCUUCUCCAGAUUUUGCCUCUGGAUGCAGUUGCACAAUUCCACAUAAGGAGGCUGCACUUAAAUGCAUGGAUGAGAUUGAUCCUAUUGCCAAGAAAAUAGGAGCAAUCAAUAACAUUGUAAGGAGACCAGAUGGGAAAUUGAUAGCUUUCAAUACAGAUUACAUUGGUGCUAUCACUGCUAUUGAGGAUGGAUUAAGAGAUUUGAACGGUGCAACACCUGGCGGCGCAUCGCCUCUCGCCGGGAAGCUGUUUGUUGUAAUGGGAGCCGGUGGAGCUGGCAAGUCACUGGCCUAUGGAGCUGCACAGAAGGGAGCAAGAGUUGUAGUUGCUAACCGCACAUUUGAAAGAGCUGUAGAUUUAGCAGCAAAAGUUGGAGGAAAAGCAAUUCCUCUGAGUGAAGUUGGAGAGUUUCAUCCAGAAGAAGGGAUGGUGUUAGCAAAUGCAACUUCUGUGGGGAUGAAGCCUAAAGUUGAUGACACUCCCAUUCCAAAGCAUGCUUUAAGGCAUUACUGCUUGGUGUUUGAUGCGAUAUACACGCCAAAGGACACGAGACUGUUGCGGGAAGCAAAGGAAACCGGCGCUGCAAUUGUGUAUGGUACAGAGAUGUUGAUCCGUCAAGGCUUCGAACAGUACAAAAACUUCACUGGUUUGCCUGCACCCCAAGAAUUGUUCAGACAGCUGAUGGAGAAACAUGCCUGAUGAUCAAGGGGUUAACGUCAGCUCAAUGAUCUGAAAAAUUUCUGUGGUGGUGUGGAUGUCUAAAUGCAACAAUAAUACUUAAUGUUAUAAACUUGUAUUUCUUUUGGCCAAAACCGAGUCAAUUUUAUUUUGUCUUUAUUAUGUGAUUUAGUCAACCAGACCUCUGAGUUUGUGUGUGCGUGUGUGUUGAGAUUUAGAAAUGACAUUUUCUAUCUUUA